AUGCAACGCAUCACCGGCCAAAUCCACCCACUUCUCCCAUCCAAGGUCUUCCGUACAGACGCCCAUGUCUCAGAUGACUUUAUCAACUCCAAGCGCGACAAGCGCAUCAUGAAGCACUCGUCGUUCGUAUCGAGAAUCACAUCCUCUAAAAUCGCAAAGAACAAGCGUCGUCGCCCGAAAAAUAAGCUCAAGACAACGUUGGAGGGCCUGGCUGAUGCGCUGCCGGAGCUAAAGAGCGGCGAGGGAGGCGAAGAAGUGCUCGCGGGCAGGGUGAAGCACAAGAGCUUGAGGAGCAAGAAAGGAGCACUGAAGAAAAAAGAGAAAAUCGUGAAGGGGGAGAUGGAGAGAUUUGGGGCUAGCAUGGCGAAGUUGUCGGCCAUGCAUCGGCAGGAUGCUACGAGAAAAACAACACAGGGUAGGGCUGAUGAAGAUGGCCAUGUAGAGGACAGCGGCGACGACGACGACGAUGAUGAAAAGAUGGCAACGGAAGCUCGUGCUGAGAAAAGUAUUUCGCAACAAAUGUCGACCACGACACCAGCUGCUACAUCAGAUAGGUGGGCUGCUUUGAGGGGUUAUAUUUCGGCAACUAUGGAGCAAAACCCUGCCUUUGCUAGGAAAUAA
Messenger RNA from Metarhizium robertsii ARSEF 23, 621 nucleotides. RefSeq lists its product as uncharacterized. The transcript has a single exon. Gene Ontology annotation, cellular component: nucleolus; 90S preribosome; preribosome, small subunit precursor. NCBI's taxonomy places the organism in Eukaryota, Fungi, Ascomycota, Sordariomycetes, Hypocreales, Clavicipitaceae. Gene Ontology annotation, biological process: maturation of SSU-rRNA from tricistronic rRNA transcript (SSU-rRNA, 5.8S rRNA, LSU-rRNA). Bases 1 to 621 code for a protein of 206 amino acids. The record is from RefSeq and is a predicted model, not a curated record.